Messenger RNA from Aureobasidium pullulans EXF-150, 1620 nucleotides. RefSeq lists its product as uncharacterized. Bases 305 to 1555 code for a protein of 416 amino acids. The record is from RefSeq and is a predicted model, not a curated record. NCBI's taxonomy places the organism in Eukaryota, Fungi, Ascomycota, Dothideomycetes, Dothideales, Saccotheciaceae. The transcript has a single exon.
ACCGAUCCAACAUCCAGUAAACCCUUUGUAGUUUGCACACCGGAGCUGCCGGGCCUAGUGAACCGAUUUUCACAAGGCUAUGACCCUUCCGACAACUUAAACAUUGCCAAUCACCAUCAAACUGCUUUCUGAGGCCAUGUUGAGCCUCAUGUCUCAACCUCUCAAAUUCGCAUGAGUCCCGUCAUAUUCAAUCUGAUCUGUACUCUUCAAUCAGACCCUGCAGCAGCCCACCUUGUCUGUUUAAUCUAAUCCCACCUACGUCCAAUCCAUUCAGUACCAUGCCUUGGGGCUACCAGAGGCUGAUAUGACCUCGCAACAACGUUUCACCUUCGUCAAUGUUACCGCUCCCCAAGAGGCUGCAUCGGAAGGGAACAAAAAGCGCAUUCGUAGUGCGGCCGCUGCCUCGGGAUGGGCAUCAGGCGCGCGCCCUAAGAUCCACCAAAAACUUCCCGAGACGGAACAACUCCCUCGAUUUUCUUAUCCGGUCGACCUAAAGGCUUUGUAUGAAGCACCAGACAAGCCAAACGUUGCUCCUGCUCUCCAAUUAACCGAUGGCAAGAAGGGCUCGGGUGUUUCCGAGCCAGAGGUUGCACCUGCUUCGCAUCAUUAUUCUGAUCGAAAGUUCAUCUGGGAGACGAGUCCUUCACGAAAAACGACUACCGCCAAGUCUCGUGCUACCGAAGUCACGGAUGAAUCACCAGUGCAAUCCAACACAAAACGAAAACGGGCAGCACGCAGCAGUCAGACAUCGACGUCUCGCAAACGAGCACCAGCGAGUUUGUCCUCGGCCUCUACUUCUUCAGUCUCUGCUAUCGCAAGCCCUACGGCAUUGGUCUCGUCAUGGAUAUCAUCAGUACAGUCUCCAGGAACAAGCUUGACUACUCCGAAUUCCGCACUCAUUAGCCCUCACGACCUGGGCAGCGGCAUUCGCGACGCAUUCAACUGUUAUCCUGUCAACAGCCAACCUUGGUAUGAUCGAGUAUUACAUCACAUGUUGACCGUCUUUGCGCCUCGCGGCUGGCCCGCAUUACGCAUCUCCAAUGAACAAGGACUGAAGUGGGAACAGUUCAUGACCCAACACGCUCUCGCGGACUCCGCUCUCUUCAAUGUCCGACUGCUCUUUGCGUCCGGCGACUUGAUACGACUGAAAGCUCUGCCGCCUGAAACGGCGCUCUGGUUACGUGAUCAAGCAGUCAGGUCCAUAAACGAAGCUCUGAACGAUCCCGUCCGCGCCAUCAGUGAUCCGUUGAUUCUUGCCGUCGGUCGCAUCGCCCUCCAUGAGAGCAUGUACGGUGACAGGAGUGCCGCCAAUCUGAUACACCGUCCUGCCCAGCACCGAAUGAUCAUGAUGAGAGGAGGCAUGAGUGCUCUGGACUUCCCAGAGCUCGUCAAGAGGCUGAUGCGAUGGGCUGACAGGGUCAUGUCAAUACAGUCCGAUACACCCAGGUUCUUGCCCGACGAUGAUCGAUCAUUCUCCAUUGACCAGAGUGUCGAGGUUCUGGAGAAGUGGGUUCCACAGGAAGGGAUGACCUUACGACAAAAAGUGCGCACUUGAUAUAUCCUGCCCCAUGUACUAACGACAGUCAACAAUACCUUAUAGAAUAUUACAGUUCAUUUCAC